AUGGCUUCCCCGUUAAUCUUCCGGCUGCUGUCAGUUCUUAUCAUCAGUGGGCUUCUCGGUUGGCAUUCUCAGGCGCAUCCACUGCUUCCAGGGCGAAUGGCAUUGUCCCCGUCAUCGGUCCAGCCACCAUCUACCGUCGACAACACCUUUGCGGACCAUAGAUCUGCAAUCUUGGCAGGAUCUGUCACAAUGGCCAAGGAGUUAGGAGCCUUCGAGUUACACGCGCCACCUUCAAGGGUGAUGAAUGCCCCUAUAAAGCUGGAUAAACGUCGCAUGGGGCUAGCUCCUCCGGGUCACGAUAGAAUGUUCCUGCAAUAUUAUCUGCAUAAGAACGUCAGUCGAGUCUACGAAACUUACAUCGAGGACGCCAUAAAGACCGCGGAGGACACUCCCGGGGGGUCGGAGGGGCUCGACGACUAUAGCAAGACCAAAAAGCCCUGGAGACACCCAGGCUUUGGCUGGAUAGACAUAUUCAACACGGCCAAAGGGAAAAUAGUUAUAUAUGAUAAUAAAACUCGUGUCAAUAAAGAAGCCAUCUUCAAACGCAUUGAAGAGGUGGCAAAGUUUGAGAAAUCAAACGACACUGGAGUAUCAGCGAAAGGAGGGUCCGGAAAAGACAACAAACGCUGGUUCGAGGAAAGCUUCAGCCGGGCGAAAGUGGUGCUUACGCCAGCAGGGGCAUUAUUUAUCCCUGCCAACACUACGGACGCCCGCAAAGACCUCAUCCGCAAUAGUGUUGUACGGAUACUAAGGUCGCGCGACGAAAUGCCAUUGUUUUUUGGGGGGCAUCACGGGGAUCAUUACGGGGGCCUAAUCUCAAAGAAUACCAAGAGUGGGCGCGAGACCUGGAGGGGGUAG
Messenger RNA from Fusarium vanettenii 77-13-4, 858 nucleotides. RefSeq lists its product as uncharacterized. The transcript has a single exon. The coding region runs from base 1 to 858 and encodes 285 amino acids. Lineage: Eukaryota; Fungi; Ascomycota; Sordariomycetes; Hypocreales; Nectriaceae. The record is from RefSeq and is a predicted model, not a curated record.